AUGGAGGAGGAGCAGGUGAGGGAGACGACGAUGACGCCGGUGGUCCUCAGGCUGUUCGGCGUGGAUGUCCGCCGGGGCGACGGCUGGGAACCGGAGGAGUUGCCGAUGGACCUCAAGAAAAGCUCCAGCAUGCCCAACCUCAUCAUCCACCAGCCUCUGCUGCCGCCGGGGGAGGCCGGAGACGUCAAGGGGUACGCCUCAGACGACGCGGAGCUGGCGUCCGGCCAGCAGAAGCGCCGCCGCCGCAAGGCCCAGGAGAGGAAGAAAGGAAUUCCAUGGACCGAGGAGGAGCACAGGAAAUUCCUGGACGGACUAAGGAAUCUGGGCAAGGGGGACUGGAGGGGCAUCUCCAAGGGCUUCGUCACCACCAGGACGGCGACGCAGGUGGCCAGCCACGCCCAGAAGUACUUCCUCCGGCAGACCAACCCCGGCAAGAAGAAGCGCCGGGCGAGCCUCUUCGACGUCGGCAUCGCUGACUACAACUACAACGACGAUCAGGUGCCAAGCCCUCAGAGAAGCAUUGUUACCAAGCCGGCUCCUACGCAGGAAAUAAUUCAUACCGACCGUGGCGAUGUACCCUUUAGAGGCUUCGGGGAGAUUUUAGGCAAUAACAUGCAGGUUAAUCAACUAACUGAUUAUUACUACUUCAAGAAGGAUCCAAAUGUUCACUUGGAGACAUCGCUCUCCAUGGCCUCCGGCCUGGAAACAGCCUCAUCCACCACCAACCUGAACCUCAGCAUCAUCGCCGUCAACAGUCUGGAGCUCAGCAUCGCGCCCCCUGCUCGGUGCGGCUGCGGUGGCCCGGCAGGGGCCAUCAAAGUCCUGUGA
Molecule: messenger RNA, 828 nt
Organism: Miscanthus lutarioriparius
Lineage: Eukaryota; Viridiplantae; Streptophyta; Magnoliopsida; Poales; Poaceae
Source: the annotation of a GenBank genome assembly